This is a messenger RNA of Cucumis melo (muskmelon), 330 nucleotides long. RefSeq lists its product as uncharacterized. NCBI's taxonomy places the organism in Eukaryota, Viridiplantae, Streptophyta, Magnoliopsida, Cucurbitales, Cucurbitaceae. The record is from RefSeq and is a predicted model, not a curated record. The coding region runs from base 1 to 330 and encodes 109 amino acids. The transcript has a single exon.
AUGAAUUGUCUUGCAUGCCAAGCCCUUCCAAGAACCCAAUCUGACAGGGAGAAUAAUCAUGGCUAUGAAACCCCCUCUAGUAGAGGUAAAUCAUGUUGCCUGUACGUCCCACGGAGGUGGUCGGCCGAAUUGACUCCCCACAACCCGAUCAAACUCGAUGAGGAUAUUAGCUCUUCUGAUCUCCACAAGAAGCCAAGGAGCCGUCGUGCUCGUAGUGGCGAUUACGGUGGGAACGAGCCGAGGUUGGUGAGAAGUUCGGGAAUGAGAAGGGAUUGGAGUUUUGAGGAUUUGGGAUUGAGAGAUCAUCAAAAGAAAGGGAGAUUCCAUUGA